AUGGUGCGUUAUCAUAUUCUUUUACAAAUUGUACGUUUUCAAGUUAAUUAUCUUCCAAUAAUUCAAUCAAUACCAUUAACUGAAGAUGAUAAUGGUGUUGUUCUUGUCUGUAAUACAGAUAUUGAAAUAACAAAUCAAGUAUGAAAAUUUUAUUUUUUUUCAAAAAAAA
This is a messenger RNA of Rotaria sp. Silwood2, 169 nucleotides long. The record is from the annotation of a GenBank genome assembly. Lineage: Eukaryota; Metazoa; Rotifera; Eurotatoria; Philodinida; Philodinidae.